UCUCGGAUGCGGCUAUGCUGCUCUCAAGGAACCCCCCAGCCCCCCUUGGGUGUACUGUUCUGCAGUUCGGGAGGGGAGGUCUAAGACUCUCUGAGUUUGGAGUCUAGCUCUGCAGCUAACAAUUUGAAAGACUGAGCAGGUUUCUUUGUUUGUAAAAUUAUCCCGUCAUAGCUUUAUGAAAAUGCCUAAAUUUGAAAAUGGAGCUAAAAGAUAUCUACUUACAGAUAAUAUUGUGAAAUUAAAGGAAUUUCAGCAUAAGAAGGUGGCUGUUGCAUGUAAGCUUACCGGCACCAAAGAAACCUAUUUGAGAAACUUGGAGGAGAAACUGACCCAGAAUAAGCUCAUCUUGAAAGAGGAGUUGAGAACCUUGCUUCAUUUGUGUGACUCCCGGGAUGAUGUGGAGCUGGCUAAAAAUGUCAUUUACAGGUACCAUGCAGAGAACAGGAAUAUCACUGUGGGGGAGUACAAGUUUGGACCACUUUUCAUGAGGCUGUGCUAUGAGUUGGAUCUUGAGGAAUCUGCAGUGGAGCUCAUCAAAGACCAGCAUUUACAAGGUUUCUUCUCAGACUCCACAUCAUUCAAUAUUUUGAUGGAUAUAUUAUUUACCAAAGGCAAAUAUAAAACCCACUCCUGGCUUUUGGCAGGUGCCUUGGAAGUACUGAUUGAGAUGAAAAACCAAGAUGUGAAGUUCAACAAAGAUACCUACAUCCUUGCUUUUGCAAUUUGCUACAAACUGAAUAGCCCUGAAUCUUUUAAAAUCUGUACCACAUUAAGAGAAGAAGCCCUAAUCAAAGGAGAAAUCCUCUCCAGGAGAGCUUCCUGUUUUGCAGUGGCAUUAGCUCUGAACCAGAACGAGCUGGCAAAAGCUAUAUCCGUUUUUUCUCAAAUCAUGAAUCCAGAAAGCAUAAUCUGCACUAAUUUAAAUAUUAUGAUCCAUAUCCAGUCAAAUAUGUUGAAAACCCUGAUAGAUAUACUACAGGAUGCUGCAGAGGAAAAUCUAUCAAGGUUUGUGAAAAAACAUGUGUUCUCAGAAGAAGUGCUUGUCAAAGUGAGGGAAAAAGUGAAGGAUGUGCCUGCUCUUCUGGCCAGAUUUGAUAAGCUGUGUGGGAAGCUGCACAUAAAUGGCCAGGUCACCACUUACAGUUUGGAUGCUCUGCUCUGCCACAUCCCCAGAGACAGGGGGUCCCACACGGUGCUAUUAAAGCAGAGGACAGUCAGCCGUCGGACCUUCCAGCCCCUCAGCCAGUCCCUGUGGGCUGAGUAACCCUGGGAUCAAACCGCCUGUGGGUCUGAGUUGGAGGGGGCCUGCUUCUAGUGGAUUUUUGGCUUCCUAAGAAAUCAGGCAUCGUACUCCGGUGGACAGUAUACUAACUAACACUUGUCUCCUUCUUAAACUUCCAAGAUCACUGAGUGCUGGCUACUGCCUUGAGCCAAUUCAUAUGUUAUACCACCAUAAAGGUCUAGAUAUAGGCAAGCAGAAAGCUCGGCUCCCGCAGGAAGGAGGCUUCCCCUUGUCAAGGGCUGAGGAUCCUUGAAGGAACAUGAUCACAGUUUCCAGUCCAGCUUCCAGGACCAGAGUAGAACCCAAUAAGCACUAGCAGGAAGGAAUUUCACUAUAAGUGGCCAACUCCGACUAAUUUUCAGGGGAGUAGUAACCUGCAGAUUAUACCCUCGCUGAAUUCAGGAGGUCUGAAACCCUACCCUACCAUGCUGGGAAAUAGCCCAGGAUUUUCUCACUGUUUCUGUCAUCAUUUACCUGUGACCCUAGACAAGAUACUUGAGUGCUCGUUUUUCCAUCUGUAAAAUAAUAGUGCCUAUGUGAGUCUGCAUAUUGAUUUGAAAUUUUCAUUCAAGGUUCAGUAGGGUCAAGUUUUCUCAAAAAUAAGAGAAAUUAAAAGCUUCCUGAGAAAACUUGUUUUCUCAGCAGAACAAACAAAACCAGAAUUUAACUCUCAGAACUGAUAAAUAAGCCAAAAUUUUAAUGGUUACCACUUUGGUCAUGGGCAGUCCAUGUGCUUUUCAAAAUAAAUGCUGAUAAAA
Messenger RNA from Hippopotamus amphibius kiboko, 2040 nucleotides. It is a transcript of the gene PTCD2, whose product is annotated as pentatricopeptide repeat domain 2. The transcript is spliced from 10 exons. Gene Ontology annotation, biological process: mitochondrion organization; multicellular organism development; regulation of mRNA processing. Gene Ontology annotation, cellular component: mitochondrion. Gene Ontology annotation, molecular function: protein binding; RNA binding. Bases 176 to 1264 code for a protein of 362 amino acids. The record is from RefSeq and is a predicted model, not a curated record. Lineage: Eukaryota; Metazoa; Chordata; Mammalia; Artiodactyla; Hippopotamidae.